UUUCAACUUAAAAAAUAUUUUCUUUCAAAUCUCAUAAAGUAUUUUUAAAUCCCAAUUUCGUUAGACAAAAUCCACAGACAGAGAAACAUAGGAGAAAGAGAAGGCAAAUAGCAAUGGUGAAAGAUCUGAGCAACGAUCAAAUAUCCUCCAUGAAGGAGGCAUUCACUCUCUUUGACACCGACGGCGACGGCAAAAUUGCUCCAUCGGAGCUAGGGAUCCUAAUGAGAUCACUCGGUGGUAACCCGACACAAGCCCAACUCAAAUCAAUAAUCGCCGAGGAAAAACUCACCUCGCCGUUCGAUUUCAACCGAUUUUUAGACCUCAUGUCAAAACACCUCAAACCGGAGCCAUUUGAUCGCCAAUUGCGCGACGCGUUCAAGGUCCUUGAUAAAGACGACACUGGUUUCGUCGUCGUUUCGGAUCUAAAGCAUAUUUUAACGAGUAUUGGUGAGAAGCUUGAGCCUGCGGAAUUUGAUGAGUGGAUCCGAGAAGUUGUUGUUGGAUCCGAUGGGAAGAUCCGGUAUGAGGAUUUCAUUGCUAGGAUGGUUGCCAAGUGAUAUUUGCAUGUGAUUUGCAUCUUUGGCUAUAUUAUUCAUAGCAUGAAAGAAGAUCUGACCUUUUCCCUCGGUAGCUUAGCCUUUUUAUUUGCAUGUUUCAUUGUACCCCAUUAGCCAUUUUCCUAAUUGUUGAUUUUACUGUUUUCUUCCCUUGCACUGUCAUUGAACAAUUCUUGGUUCAAGUCUUUGGUUUGUAUCCUGUAUUUUGGUUUCAUCAUUCUGAAACAUCGUGUAGAACAUAGGGGUACUUAAGGAAUACAUUUGCGUCUUGGGUUAAAACCUCUUCGUUGUUACUCGUAAACUUUGGAUAUGACUUUAGGCACAUAAUAUUUCACUAUUUCAGCAUACUUAUGCUAUAACCAACCCUUUUUCCCCUUAGACCAUGUAGCUCUUGUCCAGGUAGUCCUUUUCGUAUCCACCAUCUUGGGUUAAGUGAUAUUAGUUCUUAUACAACUUGUUCUACCGACGACUUCUGCCAGACACUUAUAUUUUCUCCUUUCCAGUUUCCAUGACCUUGAGGCGUCGUGUAGUUCUUGAACCACCUGUUCUUAUUUGACCCAAGUAAGGUUACAUUCCAAAACUAAGUUGAAUCAAAUGGAGUAGCCCAUUUAGGCUAUAAGUUUUAAUUUAGGUAUCUUUCAGUAUGAGCUAUGCUGUAUAGCAGCUUUGGAUUGCAUUGCUGCUAGACUCUCUUCCUGAUCCAUACACCAUUUCAAAGAUAAUCUGUUGGACUUUCCUUGCUUUAAGCGAGAAGCGAAGCGAGGCGACCCAUCGAGCGCUUCUGCUAUCUGAAGCGUAGCAGGUAUUCAAAAGCGCUCUCUUCCCAUUAAAAAGCGAGAAGAACGAUGCGAAGCGAUGCGUAAGAAGCGUGCGCUUCUCUGUUUUAAAGGGCUGCCAGCCUAUUUAAUUAAAAAAGAUGUUCUUUUUUUAAAACAUCUCGACCAGCAACAACAGAGAAAGAAAGAGGCGACCAGGGUUCAAGUUUUCUACACUUUUCAACUUCAAGAUCAUCAAGUUUGGUCUAGUGAGUCUACCACAGCGAGGAGACAGAGAUAUGGGAUGGAUUAGCUUUUUGGGAAAUUGACUGACCAGUUCAAGUCUUCUUUAUGUAUUGGAAGAGUUGUCAGGUCCAUUUUUUCUUAAUUAUUUGUUCUAGUGAUACUUAUGCUGACAUUUUCUGGAUACGGACGGUAUAGUGAUACUUUGAUUAGAAGAAAAUGGCUGAGCAAAGAUUCUUGUAUUUAAUUUUUGGAUUUCUUACAUGUGAAAAUUAAGAUCUCUUGAGAUUUGACACAAAAUUAAACAUAAAAUUGUAACAAUUUUGGUUAAACAAAUUUCCGACGCGUCAUUGCCUUCA
Molecule: messenger RNA, 1914 nt
Organism: Nicotiana tabacum (common tobacco)
Lineage: Eukaryota; Viridiplantae; Streptophyta; Magnoliopsida; Solanales; Solanaceae
Source: RefSeq, a predicted model, not a curated record